AUGGGUGCUAAUGCAUCUAACUACCCUCAUUCGUGUUCCCCAAGGGUAGGGGGAAAUUCGCAGGCACAACAGACAUUCAUAGGAACAUCAUCUUACUCUCAUCAAGGUUAUGGCUGUGAAUCAAAACUCUAUAGCCUUGACCAUGGCCAUGAGAAACCUCAAGACAAGAAAAAGAAAAGCUCUGGUCUUGCCACCCUCAAAAAGAAAUUUAUUAAGCGUCGGAAAUCUAGCCGGUCUGCUGAUCAUGCCAAGCAGAUGCGAGAACUCCUCUCAGGCUGGGAUGUUAGAGAUGUCAAUGCAUUAGUAGAAGAGUAUGAGGGAACUUCAGCCUUAAAGGAACUUUCUCUGCAAGCGAGUUUGGCAAGACCAGAAGCCAGAACACUACAGAAAGACAUGGCUGACCUGUAUGAGUACAAAUACUGUACUGAUGUGGACUUAAUAUUUCAAGAAACUUGCUUCCCUGUGCAUCGUGCAAUAUUAGCAGCAAGAUGUCCAUUUUUUAAGACACUGCUUUCUUCCUCACCAGAAUAUGGAGCAGAGAUAAUAAUGGAUAUUAACACAGCUGGCAUAGACAUGCCUAUGUUUUCUGCUUUGUUGCACUAUCUUUAUACAGGAGAGUUUGGAAUGGAAGAUUCAAGAUUCCAAAAUGUUGAUAUCCUUGUUCAGCUUAGUGAAGAAUUUGGAACACCAAAUUCAUUAGAUGUUGAUAUGCGUGGGCUGUUUGAUUAUAUGUGCUAUUAUGAUGUGGUUCUUAGUUUUUCAUCCAACUCUGAACUGGUAGAAUCAUUUGGUGGAAGUCCAAACUGUUUAGAUGAAGAACUCCGAGCUCACAAAGCUAUUAUUUCAUCUCGGUCACCGUUUUUUCGACACCUACUGCAAAGGAGGAUACGAACUGGUGAAGAAAUUACAGACCGAACGCUACGGACUCCAACUAGAAUUAUACUGGAUGAAUCUAUCAUACCAAAAAAAUAUGCUAAGGUCAUUUUAAAUUGUAUGUAUACAGAUGUGGUAGACCUCUCCGUUUUGCACUGCAGCCCCUCAGUAGGGAGUCUGAGUGAAGUUCAGGCUCUUGUAGCAGGAAAACUAAACAUGACUAGGGCUGAAGAAGCUAUGGAGCUCUAUCAUAUAGCACUGUUCUUGGAGUUUAACAUGCUUGCACAAGGUUGUGAAGAUAUUAUUGCUGAGAGCAUCUCACUAGACACUUUAAUUGCCAUUCUCAAGUGGAGUUCUCAGCCAUAUGGCUCCAAGUGGGUACACCGCCAAGCAUUACAUUUCCUCUGUGAGGAAUUUACCCACGUCAUGACUUCAGAUGUCUUUUAUGAACUGAGCAAGGAGCACCUGCUGACUGCUAUCCAGUCUGACUAUUUACAGGCAAGUGAACAAGAUAUUCUUAAGUAUCUUGUUAAAUGGGGAGAGCAUCAGUUGAUGAAAAGAAUAGCAGACCGAGAGCCCAAUUUACUGAGUGGUACUGCCCACAGUGUGAACAAACGAGGUGUAAAGAGGCGAGAUCUUGACAUUGAAGAACUGAGAGAGAUCCUGUCUUCUCUUUUACCUGUUGUCCGCAUUGAGCACAUUUUACCUAUGAACAGUGAAAUAUUGAAUGAUGCUAUGAAAAGAGGCCUCAUUAGCACCCCUCCUUCAGACAUGCUACCAACAGCAGAAGGUGGAAAGUCAAAUGCGUGGUUACGGCAAAAAAAUGCUGGGAUAUAUGUUAGGCCACGACUGUUCUCACCAUAUGUAGAGGAGGCAAAGUCGGUGCUAGAUGAGAUGAUGGUGGAGCAAACAGACCUAGUUCGUUUGCGGAUGGUUAGAAUGUCCAAUGUGCCAGAUACCCUCUACAUGGUAAACAACGCAGUGCCACAGUGCUGUCACAUGAUUAGUCACCAGCAAAUCAGCAGUAACCAGUCCAGUCCUCCUUCAGUUGUCGCCAAUGAAAUCCCAGUUCCCCAUCUCCUUGUUGUUAAAGAGAUGGUCAAACGACUCCAGGAGCUCCGUCAUACUGAGCAGGUGCAAAGAGCAUAUGCUCUUAAUUGUGGAGAAGGAGCCACAGUCAGUUAUGAGAUUCAGAUUCGAGUAUUGCGAGAGUUUGGACUUCCUGAUGGUGCUGCUGAGCUUUUGCAGAAUCCUCACAAGUUCUUUCCUGAUGAGCGGUUUGGGGAUGAAAGCCCACUCUUAACUAUGAGACAGUCUGGACGAUGUCGAGUUAACAGCACUCCCACUGCAGAAUCCAUGUUUACAGAACUUGACUCUUUUGUGGCCUUCCAUCCACCACUGCCCCCUCCUCCACCUCCAUACCAUCCGCCAGCUACUCCUAUUCAUAGCCAGUUCAAAAUGGGCUGGAAACAAAGGGUGCCGAGUCAACAUCCCUCACGGUCCUUUUCUUAUCCAUGUAACCAUACACUGUUCCACUCCAGGACAGCUCCUAAAGUUGCUCCACCUGUCUACUUACCUGGUGUCAAAGCAGCAGCGCCACCUGAUUGCACUAACACUACAGGACUGGGGAGACAAACUGUAGCUGCUGCAGCAGCAGUGAUGGCAGCUGAAAAGAAAGCAGGUACUCAGCCCAUGUUAAAUGAGUUGAUGCCAGAUAUUGCUAUGGGUGUGUCAACGAUGUCACUAAAGGAUAGAAGAUUGCCAGAGCUCACAGUUGACACAGAAUUAAGCCAGCCAGUGACAGAGGUUGGAGCUGGACCACCCCAGCAUAUUUCAUGUAUUCAGACUAGGCACAUACACAGUUCUCGAAAGAAACAUGCAAUAGAGCAAAAAAUGGAUACACGAGAAAAUCAACAGGAGUAUCCAGAUUUUUAUGACUUCUCUAACGCUGCUUGCAGACCUUCCACUCCAGCACCUACCAGACAUACUCCUUCACCUUCCCAAGGCAUGUACUUUGGUCCAGAUUUGUAUAGUCACAAUAAGGCAUCACCAAAUGGCUUAAAGUCAGCCUAUCUACCUAACCAGGUAUCUCCUAAAAAGCAAGAAGAUUCUAGGAGAGAAUACGUUCUUUCCCAAGAUGGGCAUCAGCACAGACAAAAGAAUGAGCCCAUACACCUCGAUGUCUUAGAACAACCUCCCCAGCGGUUGGACUUGGCAUUGGUUGCCCAGGAAAAUGCUGGUAAUGGCCCAGUUCACAUCAGGGGAAGAACAAAAAUGGAAACUGACUUGACCUAUGGGCUAACCUGCAACAGACCUUCACUUUCUACGUACAGUUGUGAGAUACAAGAAGAACGAUCCAGCAGGAGACUGGCAGAUGAAGAACCUCUGGAACAUGAAGCACAGAGAAAUACAGAUUUGGAAAGGGAAGAUGCAGUAAGUAGAGGAAGGAGGUCUCCAAGCAAACCAGACUUUCUGUACAAAAAGUCUGCCCUCUGAAAGCCACCUCCCCUAUUUCUCUGUGCCUGAGAGUCGUGAAACACCCCCAUUUUUCACAACUUUUUGGCCUGACAGUUGUCAGACAAAAUCAUUAAUGCCAGCAGAACACUCUAUUUUGCUCACAUUUUUUGUAUAUACAUUGAUUUAUUAGAGACAGCAUGCUAUCAGUUUAUUUUGAAUGCUGCUUCUGGUUUUAUUUUUGUGGUUUGAAGAUAUUAAGCCUUUAAGAAAAUAGCUGGCACUUUUUUUAACAAAUUGGUAGCCUUUUGCACCUGUACAUUUAUUUUACCUGUAUUAGUUUUGUACUAAUAUGUUGAAUUUUAUUGUUACAUUUAAAGGACUGUAUUUUCAUACUUCUGCAUCUUACCUUUCACCUACCAAUUCUCCAUGUGCAUUGGGUUGCACACUAUCAAAUGUAUUUUCUUAUGAGAUAGUAACAAUGUUUAUUUUUGAAUUAUUAUAGGAAUUCCAAAGAACAGCACAUCAAAAUACUUUUUAGUAAUGUCGUUUAGGUGAGAAAUCUUCCUAGUUUAUCACUACUGCAAAUCCAGUUUAAUACCAUUCUGUUUAAUAGGUCAUUGCAGCUGGUCUCCCUUAAUUUUGAUUCAGGAAGACUACUUUAAAACAUAUGGCUGGGAUUUUCAAAAGAACCUAAAGGAUUUAGAUUUGCAGGUCCCAAUGAACUUCAUUUGAAGAUAGGUUGUUGUUGCAUUAGGCUCAUUUAAAAAAAUCUUAGCCUACAUUUUCUGGCUUAUUUGUGAUGUUGGAGAAUUUCAUGGGCAGCGAGAAGCACUUAUUUUCAGACUCAAAUGAUGGAUUUGCCCAUAUGUGAAGAAAAUGUAAUACUGCAAAUUGAUGAUAAUACUGCUGUGCUGGUCAGGAUACCCUGGAAUUGGGCUGCUCAGAGUUCAGAGGAUUCAUGCCAAAACCCUAAAGCUCUAGGGAGAUCAGGCUGAGUAUCUGUUGUUGUCUAAAUUAUAACACUGUCAAGUGAGAGGAUUGCCUCUCUCGUGGAGGUGCUAAGGUGACUGCUUAUUGCCUUGUUUUGUCCUGCUAUGUGAAAAACAAAGGGCUUUAGUCUACAUGGUGUCAUUCAGUGUUCCUUAACAUUUUAAAGGUCUCUGAUUUUUAUCAUUUUAGCCAUUACCUCUUGUUAACAAAAUCAUGAGUACCGCCUGCAUUAGCUUCAUUGGUUACAUAUGGCUUAGCACUUUUUUAAAUUACACCACCAGCCCCUUGAACAGAAAAAAAAAAUGGGAGGAGGGAGAGGUGUCUUUCAAUAGUAUGAAUACAAAGUAGAGAGAAGACACAGAUAGUUUGACCCUUGCCAUUGUGCUGAGAUUACACACAAAGGGUUUAGUGAUAGUAAUGCAAAAGUCAACACUUACUUCCCAUUCUGAGUGUUGUGAAAACUCUCGUAUAUGAUACAACAGUGUAAGUGUUGGUAAAUGCCUUUUUUGGCAAUGGUCACUAUAAUGAAAGAUCUUCCAGCAGAUGAAGAUUUUAGUCAGCUAAAGACUAUUUUAACCUUAAAAAUGCUUAGUGCUAUUUAAAUGUAAAUCUUUCCAUUUUCUUUAUAAGGCAUUUUUCAUGUAAAAGGCAUCUCUUCUUGCUUGUCUUGCACCUUCCCCCCCCCCUCCUAACCCUCUCAUUAAUGUAUACGAGGCUUAGGGAGCCAUAAGACCUUAUUGUGCAAUUAUAUACUGAAUUUUCAAAAUUAAAGCAUUGUUUGAAUAAACUCUAGCAUGAGUUUGUGAUCUAGUAAAUUAUAAUCUCCUGUAGCCUUCCACAUCGUGUAAAAUUCCUUUAAUGUACAGCCAUGUUAGUCUAAUCAUAUUGGGUGGUGAAGAUUGACUGAAUCACAGUUGGUCUUUUUCAUCUUUGGGUGCUUGGUUUGGACUCUAGCUUGGGCCACAAAUAUAAAAUGCAUACGGUGAUUCCCAUUUUCCAAUGUGUACAUUGUUUUAAUGGAAUCGUGUCAGUGUGGAAGUUGUCCUCCCCUCAGAAAACUUUAGGGUGGGUUAACACUGGUGUGUCAGGCUAGAGACUGAGGUACGUUGCCCUUACUCUGAUGUCUGUCACAUUUUUGAACACUAAUUACUUACCUGUAUGUACUGCACCUCCCCCACUUUGUGCUCAUGAGCACUAACAUGGAUGUAUCCCUCUCUCAAAAACAAAUUAGAAAACUAAAUGACUACUUGCAUCAAAGCCUGUGUUCAAAUGUUAGUAGCUUGAUCCCUUUAUAAAUCCUAGCUUCCAACAUAAGACUUACUAUUCUAGAUAAUUUACUUCGCAUACAACUGGAUAAAUCUUAAGGUAAAUCUUGUUUUAGCUAUUGAUGUCAUUCAGUGUGGCACUCGGUUAAAUUGUUGCUAAAAUGUCUUAGAAAUAGUAUGAGUAGUUUGCUGCUAGCAUCUCACACCACUGAGCAGUACUUAAGGAAAAACCAUCACCAAAAAGUGAGAAGUCCUUGACAGACUAGGCCAUGACAAUCAGGCCACCUAGACAAUCUGUACUUCAGGGGGGUGGGUAAUUGUCAUAUUUUGUUGGUGUUUUUCUUUUCUUUUAAUGUAUUUAAUCUACAUUCUGAAUUGUUGGUAAAGUGUAAUAAUUGAAGCCUAAAGUCGCAUGAUACAGCAGCAUAGCAAUUAUCCUCUAAGCCCAAGUGUGCUUAAUAUUUUUGUGUAUAUUGAACAUAUGUCAUCUCCCCAGCCCUAACCAGUUUAGAAAUCUCAUCAGUUAGUGAGAUUUUGCUGGUGAGGAGAAUGGGGGGGAGGGGGGUGGAAGAGUUAGAAGAGGCGAGUUGGCGGAACCUCCAAGAAACAAUGGAGCUUCACUUGCAGAUGUAUAGGAGUGUUGUCUAGUUUCUUGUAUUUCCUGUGUCAUCACUGAAUCGUCCUUAAGAAGAAAGCUCUUACUUAACUUGUGAUGCUGACAAUGUUUUUAUUCUAGUCUUUAAGUUUAGGCUAAAUAGACCACAUUAUGCCCUGAUUUGAGUUAAUACAACCCUUUCUAGUGAAUGGAGUUGCUGCUGCUAUUCAUCCCAAGGUAAAAUUUGGCCCCCGGCUUGUAUAACUAGACAUGUGACACAUGAUAGAACUCAUGCAUCAUACUUCUAGAAAUAUUAUGCUGAAUCUAAUCUUCAUUCCUGUCACCCCAAAAAAAGCAGGUGUACAGAGGUAGCUAUUUAAUACACAAGAUAUCUGUUACCACACCCUAUGCUAUAUUCAAUCUCCUCUGUUUGACUGCAGCAGAAGCCUCUUGUUUACAUGAAAGAUUUUCAGUUAGAGUGGAAAUUCGAAAAUCUCCCUGCUUUCUGCUUUUGAGUCAGAAAACUGCUUACCUAUUGAACAUUAAAAGAUGCAUCAGAUGUUUACUUCAGACCAUAAGAUUACUUCCUGGUCUUGGUUUAUUUAAUGUUAAUUUACUUGAAAAUAUCAGUACAAAAUCUUACUCAAAAAACAAAACAGAUCUUCCCUUGCUCCCCACCUUACUUGCUAAUGUAUGGAUGAAUUAACAAUUUCUGAAAAAGAUGCUUCCUUUGACUUGUUUUGCAGUCUCUUAAAAUUGCAGUUUUUUAUUACUGCUUUGUCAUUGGCAAUUUCUUCAAUUUUUUCCCCUCUAAGGUUUUAAUUUCUUUAAAGGACUGAACAUUUAAGACCAUGGCCCUUUCUAUUGAUAUUUUGUUCUUGGUUUUAUGUUAUUUGAGGAAAAAAUUGUCAUGAUAUAGAAGCACCAUUAUUUCUGCUACUCUUAAUGACCCUUCUGUCUGUGCUAGAGGUGGUGCUAAGCUCUGCUGAAUGGUAGGAGCACCUGAAAAAAAAUUAAUCAUAUUUGGGGUUUGUAUCUCUACUUCAGGAAGGUGGCCUUGCCUUCUGCAAUGUUACAUUUUGUUUGUUGUCUUUGUGCUGUUACUGGUAGUCAAGUGCCUUCAAUGCUAAAGGCUCAGAAAAUUUUCUUAAACUGACUUCAUGUCCUAUGCAAGUGUUUUUUCUACAACCUGCAUAACCAGUACUUUGUAAAAUUUGUUUACGCUUCAAAUUGUACAUAGUGUUUUUUUUAAAAAAUAGUAUUUUAUUUAGGUACCUCCAAACUUGAAUUCUAGUUGUGUGAUGCAUUGUAAAACAAUACAUUUCUCUUGAGUACCAUUACAGUUGUAAAAAGGUUUUCACUGGUUCUAUUUUUCUACUGUUGCUGAGAAGCAUGUAACAUGACUUGAUCCUACAUAUAGUUGGCAUUUCAAAUAAAUGGCUUGUAUAUAAA
Pelodiscus sinensis (Chinese soft-shelled turtle) is the source of this 7632-nucleotide messenger RNA. NCBI's taxonomy places the organism in Eukaryota, Metazoa, Chordata, Testudines, Trionychidae. The record is from RefSeq and is a predicted model, not a curated record.